Cebus imitator (Panamanian white-faced capuchin) is the source of this 964-nucleotide messenger RNA. RefSeq names its product SHC SH2 domain-binding protein 1-like. The record is from RefSeq and is a predicted model, not a curated record. Gene Ontology annotation, biological process: fibroblast growth factor receptor signaling pathway. Bases 197 to 964 code for a protein of 255 amino acids. NCBI's taxonomy places the organism in Eukaryota, Metazoa, Chordata, Mammalia, Primates, Cebidae. The transcript has 6 exons.
UGUGAGAUAGUUGACAGGGUAGUCAUCUUGAUAUGGGGACUAGUCAGAGAGUGGCGAUUGUUAAAAAUUGGAUACCAUGGUUUAAAUCAAACAGAAUAUGUAGAGAGAGAUUUUAUUAAGUACAACCUGGUUGACUGGUCUCAUCAUUUGUAGUCAUUUGAACUAGAGAAACCUGUUCUAGAGUGUUCUUAUUUAGAUGUUUUUCCUCACCCAUCUUGAGUGUUCUUGUUCUGUCUUAGGAUAUGGUCUACCAGAUGACAUUGUGAUAGAAAAGAGGGGCAAAGGUGACACUUUUGUGGACUGCACGGGUGCUGAUAUUAAAAUCUCAGGCAUAAAAUUUGUUCAGCACAAUGCUGUAGAGGGAAUCUUAAUCGUUCACCGUGGUAAGACUACGCUGGAAAACUGUGUGCUGCAGUGUGAGACGACUGGAGUCACAGUGCGGACGUCAGCAGAGUUUCUGAUGAAGAACUCGGAUUUAUAUGGUGCCAAGGGUGCUGGUAUAGAAAUCUACCCUGGGAGUCAGUGCACCCUGAGUGACAAUGGGAUCCAUCACUGCAAGGAAGGGAUCCUCAUUAAGGACUUCUUAGAUGAACAUUAUGACAUUCCCAAAAUAUCCACGGUGAAUAAUAUAAUACAUAAUAAUGAAGGUUAUGGUGGUGUCUUGGCGAAACCUACAAUCUUCUCUGAUCUGCAAGAAAAUGCUGAAGAUGGAACAGAAGAAGAUAAAGCACUUAAAAUUCAGGCAAGUGGAGAGCCAGAUGUGGCUGAAAGAGUGGAUCUAGAAGAGCUGAUUCAGUGUGCAACUGGCAAAAUGGAGCUUUAUGCAAGAACUGACCCUUCUGAGCAAGACCUGGAAAAACUGAAAGCUUCCCACAUUGAUUGCAUUUACAGUGGUUCUCUUCAGUGUGAGUUCUCUGAUGGAUUUGCAACAAAUUGCGAAAAUCAAAGGCUUUCCACGUACUGA